Ipomoea triloba (trilobed morning glory) is the source of this 479-nucleotide messenger RNA. RefSeq lists its product as uncharacterized. The transcript has 2 exons. NCBI's taxonomy places the organism in Eukaryota, Viridiplantae, Streptophyta, Magnoliopsida, Solanales, Convolvulaceae. The coding region runs from base 87 to 476 and encodes 129 amino acids. The record is from RefSeq and is a predicted model, not a curated record.
UUAUAGUCAAUGCAAUAACUCUUCACUCUCAAUUCACAUCUCUCCCUCUCUCUCUCUACCUCUCUCUCUCACAUCAAAAUUCAAGAAUGGUGGAUCUCCAAACAGUGUGUUCCAUGUGCGGCGACGUCGGCUUCCCCGACAAACUCUUCCGCUGCUCCAAGUGCCACCACCGCUUCCAGCACUCGUAUUGUAGCAGUAACUAUAGCGAAUUCUCGGAGCCGAUACAAGUGUGCGAUUGGUGUCAGAGCGAGCAACGGAGCUCGCGGCACGGCGGCUCGUCGAGGAAAUCGGCGGCGGCGGCCGGCGGCGAUUCGGGGACAAAGCGAUCGGAGUACUCCGGCGACAAGAUCAAACAGCACGAUCAUCACGACGGAUGCUCGGAGCGGCCUCCGCCGGCGGCGAAAAAUCCCGGCGGCGCCCCGUCGCCUCGCCCCACCACUCGCCGCUACAAGCUCCUCAAAGACGUCAUGUGCUGAAAA